Molecule: messenger RNA, 7688 nt
Organism: Diceros bicornis minor
Lineage: Eukaryota; Metazoa; Chordata; Mammalia; Perissodactyla; Rhinocerotidae
Gene: SLC16A2
Product: solute carrier family 16 member 2
Exons: 6
Coding region: 146-1771 (541 amino acids)
Biological process (GO): transmembrane transport
Molecular function (GO): monocarboxylic acid transmembrane transporter activity; thyroid hormone transmembrane transporter activity
Source: RefSeq, a predicted model, not a curated record
GCGGGACAAGCUGGCCAGCUGGGGCGCGGAGCUGGGAGGAGGAGGCAGCGGCGGCAGUAGCGCUUGGAGCAGCAGCAGCAGCAGAAACAAGUACCAGCCACACAGCGGCUCCUUGGGCCCGAGCAGCCACAGUCCCCCAACCGCGAUGGCGCUGCAAAGCCCGGCGAGCGAGGAAGCCAAGGGGCCCUGGUGGGAGGCAGACCAGGAACAGCAGGAGCGGGUGGGUAACCCCGAGCCGGAGCCGGAGCCGGAGCCAGAGCCCGAGCCCGUGCCAGUGCCCCCACCCGAGCCCCAGCCAGAGCCCCAGCCGGAGCCCCAGCCCCUACCGGACCCUGCACCCCUGCCGGAGCUGGAGUUUGAGCCCGAGCCCGAGCGUGAACACGAGCCCACGCCCACCGUGGAGACCUGCGGCACGGCGCGCAGUUUCCAGCCCCCCGAAGGUGGCUUUGGCUGGAUGGUGGUCUUCGCUGCCACCUGGUGCAACGGUUCCAUCUUCGGCAUCCAGAACUCCUUCGGGAUCCUCUACUCCAUGCUGCUGCAGGAGGAAAGAGAGAAAAAUCGCCAAGUGGAGUUCCAAGCAGCAUGGGUAGGAGCCCUCUCAAUGGGCAUGAUCUUCUUCUGUUCUCCCAUUGUGAGUAUAUUCACUGAUCGUUUGGGCUGCCGAAUCACAGCAACUGCGGGGGCUGCUGUCGCUUUCAUCGGCCUCCAUACCAGCUCCUUUACCAGCUCACUAAGCCUGCGUUACUUCACCUAUGGGAUUCUUUUUGGUUGUGGCUGUUCCUUCGCCUUUCAGCCAUCUCUCGUCAUCCUGGGCCACUACUUCCAACGCCGCCUAGGUCUGGCCAAUGGUGUGGUGUCCGCUGGGAGUAGCAUCUUCUCCAUAUCCUUCCCCCUCCUCAUCAAAACACUGGGAGCUAAGAUCAAGCUCGCCCAAACCUUCCAGGUGCUGAGUACCUUCAUGUUUAUUCUUACGCUGCUUUCACUCACCUACCGGCCCCUCCUGCCCAGCUCCCAGGACACCCCAAGCAAGAGAGGUGUCCGUACCCUGUGCCAGCGAUUUCUGGCUCAGCUCAGGAAAUACUUCAACAUGCGAGUAUUCCGCCAACGUACCUACCGCAUCUGGGCCUUCGGGAUUGCUGCUGCUGCCCUUGGCUACUUCGUUCCCUAUGUACACCUGAUGAAGUAUGUGGAAGAGGAGUUCUUGGAAAUCAAGCAGACCUGGGUGCUCUUGGUGUGUAUUGGGGCUACCUCAGGCCUUGGGCGCCUUGUGUCAGGCCGUAUCAGUGACUCCAUUCCUGGACUUAAGAAGAUCUACUUGCAGGUCAUCUCCUUCCUGCUCCUGGGCCUGAUGUCCAUGAUGAUUCCCCUGUGCCGGGGCUUCGGGGGCCUCAUUGUUGUCUGCCUCUUCCUGGGCCUGUGUGAUGGCUUCUUCAUCACCAUCAUGGCUCCCAUCGCAUUUGAGCUGGUGGGCCCAAUGCAGGCCUCACAGGCCAUUGGCUACCUCCUGGGCAUGAUGGCCCUGCCGAUGAUUGCCGGCCCUCCCAUUGCAGGCCUCCUCCGCAACUGUUUUGGGGACUAUCAUGUGGCCUUCUACUUUGCUGGUGUGCCCCCCAUCAUUGGGGCUGUAAUCCUCUUCUUCGUCCCUCUGAUGCAUCAAAGGAUGUUCAAGAAAGAGCAAAGGGAUUCCAGCAAGGAUAAGAUGUUGGGCCCUGACCCAGACCCCAAUGGGGAGCUGCUGCCGGGCUCCCCAACCCCGGAGGAACCAGUCUAAUGCCUCUUCCUUGCUAUUGUGUGCUCCUCCUCCUCAACCCCUUCCCUUCACCCCGCCCUGCUCAGCAUUUAUAUUUUUGCCACCAGCACACUUGUUCCCAAACCUGCACACACAGCAUUUCAGCCACCUGACCAUCUCCCUUGGAGCCAAAGCUCCAGGUGUUCCAAACUCAUUAACCAAAUUCUCCCCAUGAAUGCCUUUAAACUUGCGAGGGUCCUUCUCCUCCCAGGAUCUAGGAGAUCUUGGGAUCACCCACUGGCCUUCGAACCUCUCCAUAUACUUUAUAACCCUUGGGGGAGGAGGGGGAAGGGACCUCCUGGCCCCAGCUUGUUAGUGACCCACUAAAAGCAACUGCCAAAGGUGCUACUGUAUCCCCAGGGGUCUGGUAGGAAGACCCAAGCCUCUGCGUGCUGAGGAGUUCCUUGCCAUCUGUCCUUGGGAGCCAUUGGUUUGGGGGGCUGGGGGCGGCAGGAAGGGCAGAGAGGUAAAAUGAGACAAGGAGCCUUGUUUAGCCUCCGAGUCUCUGAGGUCUGUGACUUCCCAAGAGCUGUGGGUGCCAUCAUUUUACAAGUAUACAGAUAGUCUCCCCAUCAUACAGUUGGUUAACAGUCUGCUUCCUUCUUCCUUUGUUCCUUUGUUUCCUCUACUGUCUCCUCUCCCUUCUCUUUCCCUUCUAUUUCUUUUUAUGACUGUCAUAGACACAUAGGUGCUUGAAGAAAGGAGGGACCCAGAGCUUGGGCCAAUCAGCCUCACCUUGGCCCAGCCCACCCAUAACACUAGCAUCAAUCCCACUCAUCUCAGGCUGAGCCACAUCUCACUUUUUGGCUCAAGCUGCUAUAAUCAUAGACUGGAAGAGAAUACCACAUAGGGACAAGACCUUAAACAAACACCAUAAAGCUCCACUCACUGAUUUUUACAGAUUUCCUAGGCCACUGCACUAAACUUCAGGCCCUUCCAGCUCCCCAUCCUUGUAUCUACCUGCCAAAAUGUGAAGAAAUUUCUUUCAUCUCAGCAGGCAGAGGACUGAUGACUGGGGGAUGGCAUGGUGGAGGGAAGUGCAAUAGUUAUUGACCUGGCAAAGGACCAACUCCUGCAUCUCUCAUUCAUGACAGGUCAAUAUUUCCACCUGGGCCAGGCCAGAAAAGGGACUGUUUUAGAGAAAAUCCCAUUCCCAACGUGGAUCCCAAAAAGGUCGAGGCAGAAGCUGCACUUAGGGUUGGAUAAUUUCUUUUAGGAAGGAGAAACCAUCCUAGCCUUUACCACCCAAUGUGCGCCCCCAUGCUGGGCAUCCUGGGCCACUCUGUUUAGCGGGCAUUAAAGGUGCCAGGAAAGGUAGACUCUGGACUAUCUUCAUCCCUCUGAAAUAGGUGCCAGAUGCUUCCCUAUGCCCAGGCUCUGGACAACACUCCUGCUGAAGAGCAUACCCAGCCAGCUGUGUCCAGCUAACACAACUCACCUCACUAGGAGCUCAGCCUCUCUCCUCACUUUUCCUCUUUGUGUCUUGUUCUCCCUAUUCUGGGCCUUUGUCUGUUCUGUUCCUGUUACCCUAACCUUUCAUUUUCUUGCCAGGCAUCCUUGGCUGUCACUUGGAGUUAAUAGUGACUUGCCACCCCAAGCCAGCACCAUCCUGGGACCAGGAGGAUGAGGUUGCCCCUGAGGGGCUCCAAAAAAAAACAGUGGUGCCUACCCAUGAGUUUUUCCGUUACAAACAGGCAGCUGGGGCAUGGUUGGCCUCUCUGAUGCCCUCAUUCAAGGCCAAUGUCCUGAACCCCCUCCAUUGGUCCCAGUACAGCUCUUAUCAACUCUCCAAAGGAAAACCCACUGGUUCUUGGCUCUGUGGGCAGGAAGGGGCCUAAUUACUAUCCUGUCAGCUCAAAGAGCAACGGAACAGGAGAAGCUGAGCCCCAGGAGCCUUGUAACCUUGAGGAAAGACCAUUGAAAAUGUUGGAGCAACAAAGCCCCUGCUUCCAUUUCCCCCUGCCCCACCCCCACCAAGUCAUCAGAGGGGAGUUCUGCAGGGCCUCCUUUGUUGCUCACCCUGUGGAUAGCUCUUAAGAAUCAGGCUGCCACCCACUUCUCUCCAGAUGAAGGAAAGACCUUCACAGGUCCCAAAUCUGCCCUAUCAGGUAUCACAUAACAUGGUGGAGUGUCAGUUUACUUCUUCCACACAUGUGCACGUGCAUGUGCAUGUGUGGGCUUGUGUGCUUUUGGAAAGAAGGUUGGUUGGCGAAAGCAGCACAGUAUUAAUAUUUAGGGUAGAAUGCACCUUCUUAUGUACCACAGUUAAAUCUAGGAGAACGAACAAAAUUUAAAUCCUUAAAAGGUUUGGAACAAAAUAAAUAGAUCUAAAAAAUUCUAGCUUUAGUAUGUAUGUUCCCCACAAGUGUAAAAUAGUCUUAACCUGGUUAAGAGCAGGAAGUUUGGCUUCAGAACUGAAAUCUCAUUUCAAAUCAAAUUUCUGCGAGGGUCUAGACUCUCUGUGAGAGCAGAAAUUGGAAAAGGAGCUAUAUAGGGUUUGGAGUUGGGUAGACUACUCAGGAUUGGAUUUAUUAGGGAGCUCUGAAGUGGAAAAGUGGUUAAUGCACAAAAUGAGAAAAUGGUUAGUGGCUGAGUCAGACUGGAGGUCCCACCAAGGCCCUACCUUGCUACAAACAUGCCAUGUUGAAAAUUGGCAAAGACCUUAGCAAUAACACACUUCAAACCCCCUUUCCUCUCCCUUGUUAUUGAUGGGGGAACCUGAAGGGACUGGUAUAGCUCAGUUACACAGCCAGGCAGCGACAGAGCCUGGAAUUGAGGAUGAUGAGAAGAGAGACUUCCAACAAUGACAAAGCUGGGAGUAACCUUAGAGUUUCCCUUAUCCAUACUCUGCACUGAAUUUAAGUGGGAAAACUGAGGCCUAGAGAUAGUAAGGGACUGCAGCAGGUUCACACAGUUCAUCAGUGACAGAGCAGGCUAAGAAUUGAACUAGGGUAAGUGACUUCCAGUCCAGUGUAAACCCCUCAUUUUACUGAUGAGGAAACUUACCCAAGGAGGGUGAAAUAACUUGCCCACUUCACUCACUCAACAACUAUGUAGUGAGCCUAUUUCCAAAAGGGUGUCAGCAGGAACAGCUCCAAACAAAAAUGAAAUCCGAGCAAAGUCUGACUUUUAGCAUAUCGCAUCUUUUCACAAUUACCUUCACUCCCAACCAACACAUGCUUUUGGUAUUCUCUUCCUAAGCACUCCAGACCUUCACACAGCUCUGGCCUUGGAAAGCUGGUCCCACCUACUGCUGUUCCACCCCCAGCAACCAAAGAGAUACAAAUAAAGUCCAUCUCCCUAUGGCCAUACACUGGGCAGGGGAGAGGCGAAGAGAGGGGACUGGUUUUCUUGGAGGAAGGGUGGUUUACCACCCAGCUCUUGGCUAUCGUCAUUUCUCCCCUGACUCAGUGCAGACAUCCUCAGGCUGCUAGCCUCCUCAUCUCUUCCCACUGACUAAUUACUCUCUCCUACUGCCUGGCCCCAGGCUCUGCCACCCAAGGUCUGUUGCCUCCUCAGUACCUUCCCCAGUAGCCCCAAGGCCCCAGUCUGUGUUUGAUCACUCAGGAUCAUUAGAUUUCAAAGCUGUGGAAUCCCGUAAUUUUUAUGAGCAUAUGGUCUCCUCCAGGGCCUUUUCAUGUCUGAAGAGGGAGCCAGCAGCUCCCUGCCACUUCUCCACAGCAGCAGAGCAGGCCAGCUGACAGGGAUUACAGGUAUCCCCAGCAAAUCCCUGGUGUCUGACAGCUGGUGCCUAGAUAGGGUGAGUGCUGGUUUGAACCAGAGCCCUUGAAGCAAGUUCUGAAAUUCUAAUAAGCUGAAAUGUAGAGGAGACUCCAGAGGCACAAGGAAAGGGAUUAGAUACCCAACUCCUGCAGGGGUGGAGGAGGCUUUGCUUUAGAAGGCUCUUUGAUUCUUGCCUUUCAGCUCUCUCUAGUGGUCACCAGAAGCAGAGUUCCAUGCCUGGUUUUCAAGUCAUUUCAGCAAUCUUUUCUAGGGACCUGCUAUAUGUCAGGCACUCUGCUAAAACCCAGGGAUUUCAGGAAAGAAAGGAACAGAGGUGGAGAAAACAAAGAGAAGAAACACAGAAGGAAUUUGUACUAUCUUCUUUCCAAGAAACAUUUUCCUCUUCUGGACCCCAGCGGCCCAAAGCUUACGGACCUCAGAGCCUCUGAGGCAGGACAGGGGGCACCCCGCCCCUUCCAGGACAGAGGCCUCAGCAUGCAGCAUUUCCCCCUCCUCAUUGCCCGGCCUCCUCCUGGCCAGAGCAGCCCGGAAGAACUACGUGCUCCUCAGCGUUGAUUUCCUGCUGAACCCAAGCCGGAUAAAAUUAACCCAUUGCUCACAGCUAACAAGUGUCAGAGCCCGCGUCCAGCUGGGGGGAGGGGAGGGCAGAGCUGAGCCUGGUGGCGCUCCCGCCAGACCAGCCUGACGCGCGGGCUGACAGCACCUGUCGGGCGGCCCCUGCCCAGCGCCUCCUCACUCCCCCGCUCCUACCAUAGACUGUGGCCCCGCCGCGGGGAUGGGGGAGCGGCUAGAGACUGGCUGGGCAACCGCUACCCUCCUUUCCCACCACACACCCACACUACACUGCCCUGGCAACGAGUGGGCCCUGGGAUCCAGAGAUGGGGGAGCUAACUGGUACCGUUUCCCACCAGGUCCCCCGCCCACCCCACACUCGGAGGAUGUCUGAGGAUGGAGACGGGGCUCGGGCCCCCGGGGCCCUGGCUGCUGUUCCUGGUCCUGCCACUGGCCUCUGGUCACCUUGGGCGGGGAGGGGACGGUUCCUGCGCCUCCAUGGCCCUCCAUCCAUUCCCCGGUCUGGGAGGGGUAAGAACCCGGGAGACGCGCCACGGAGACGCAUCCCCCUGCUACUCAGACGGAGAUCAGGCCCGCCCAGGACAACCACCCUUCCCGCUCAGGGGAAGGGGGUGGGAAGGAAGGCGGGGGCCCACCCCAGGGCCCUGCCAACUGUCCUGGGAGCCAGACGGAUGGACAGCAGCUGCCGUGUGUCCUGGGCUCAGCUGCUCCUCGAUCCCCCGCCCCCACCGCCCUGCCUGCGCCACCGCCACCAGAGACUGCAGCGUCGCCGCCCCCACCGAGCGCUGGGUCCAGAGCCCUGGAAGUGAUCCGAGCUGGGCCGGCCGACAACCCCUUCCCACCGGCGGCGGCCCUCUCUCUUCCCCGUACCAGACCUGUGCCCAAGGCCCCAAGGGCCGGGUCGGGCCGCAGCUAGCGAAGGACCUAAGUGAUUCCAGGCACGAAGCCCGCCAGGAUGACAGGGCUGGGGGCGGGAUCAGCCUCCAGGAAACGCUCCGGUCCAGAGCAGCCAUCUUCCUCCGCCCUCCUCUCCAACUUGCAACCCUGGGAGGCAGCUGCUCUUACGCCUGUUUUACAGAUAGGGCAAGUGAAGCCCAGAGGCACACUGAAUGCCAGCUGUCAAACCUUUUCUCCAAGGCUCUUUCCACCCCACCUCACAGAAAGUAGGGAAGUAAGCGAAUCUCCUUUUUCCUCUCACUUCUCAGAAAGCCUGCUUUCUGCUCCUGGAGUCAGCACCUGCUGCCCCCAGGCCCACUCUGCCCCCUAACGAAGGCUCUGGGCAGUGAGUGGUACCACAGGCCCAAGACGGAGGCAUGGAAGGCAGCAGAGGCUGAGCCAGAGUCCUUGUGCACUCUGCACCCACCCACCCCCGCCUCUCCUAUGGAGGGACCGGGAUGUGGAGGGGGGUGUGGAAGAGGAAUUAGCAGUGUCUGAUCUGCCUUUCACUGGGAGUACACAACAUUGUCUUCUGGGUUCCUCUCCCCAUCAAAAUGGAGGUAAAACUCCAAAAUGAGCUCUCCUGUGCCUUACUCCCUCAGUCCUUCUCUUAUUAUUCAAUAAAAUUACCAUCACUGAGGGGUAA